Gasterosteus aculeatus aculeatus (three-spined stickleback) is the source of this 1071-nucleotide messenger RNA. RefSeq names its product high choriolytic enzyme 1-like. The record is from RefSeq and is a predicted model, not a curated record. Gene Ontology annotation, molecular function: zinc ion binding; metalloendopeptidase activity. Lineage: Eukaryota; Metazoa; Chordata; Actinopteri; Perciformes; Gasterosteidae. Gene Ontology annotation, biological process: proteolysis.
CAUCAACCUUCAAAGAGUCUCCCCACAUCAGCUCCACAGCCACCAGCCCCAACGUGAAGAUGACUCCCACUGCUAGUCUGCUGCUGCUGCUCCUGCUGGGGUUCUCAGAAGCAUAUCCUCUCGUUGAUGAAGGAAGCGAAGCAAAUGACCAAAUGGACGAAGAUGACAGCAUCGAUAUCAGCACCAGGAUUCUGAACUCCAACAACGGCUCCAAUGAGAUGCUGCUGCAAGGAGACGUGUUGGUUCCCACUACCAGAAAUGCAAUGAAGUGCUUUUACCAGCAGUGCCUCUGGAAGAAAGCCUCCAACGGCUUGGUGACGAUUCCCUUCGUCAUCAGCAAUGAGUUCACCGGCGCAGAGACGCAGGUCAUCGACAGAGGCUUGAAGUCCUUCCACACAGGCACCUGCAUCCGCUUUGUCCCCCGUAGCAACGAGAACGACCACAUAAGCAUCGAGAGCAGAGGCGGAUGCUUCUCUUCUAUGGGCAGAACAGGUGGCAGACAGGUAGUCUCUCUCAACAGACAGGGCUGCGUCUACUAUGGCAUCGUCCAGCACGAGGUCAACCACGCUCUGGGCUUCAAUCACGAGCAGACCAGGAGCGACCGUGAUAGCUACGUUCGGAUCAACUGGGAGAACAUCAACCCUCAGAAUGCCUACAACUUCCAGAAGGAGGACACCAACAACCUGAACACUCCCUACGACUACUCCUCCAUCAUGCACUAUGGAAAAAACGCCUUUUCUAUCAAUGGAAGGGACUCCAUCACUCCCAUCCCCAACGCAAACGCCCAGAUCGGCCAGAGGAACGAAAUGUCCUAUUGGGAUAUCAAGAGGAUCAACCUCCUUUAUGGGUGCUAACAACAAAGCUUCCUGUCCGUUCUGAUCCAAAGUUAUCAACCAGCAAAACAAUCGAAAUGUUUUCCAGUAAUCUGUACUUCAUCAAAAACAACAAGAACCUGCGAUCAUUUGCAACUAUAGAUUUCACUUCCUGUGACAGUAUUCUUUCCCUCAUGCCGACAAUACCUGUAAAAACGUCAGCACAAACUAAGUCAAAAUAAAGUUUAAUAGCAGCAUU